Molecule: messenger RNA, 788 nt
Organism: Debaryomyces tyrocola
Lineage: Eukaryota; Fungi; Ascomycota; Pichiomycetes; Serinales; Debaryomycetaceae
Source: the annotation of a GenBank genome assembly
AUGCCAACCAGAUUAACCAAAACCAGAAAGCACAGAGGUCACGUUUCCGGUAUGUACUAGUUCACUGUAAUGAUUGAGGUAGAAACAGAGAAUAUGGAAGACUUGGAAUGAAGAAGGAAGGGAAAUUUGAGAUGAAAAUGGAUGUCAAGACCCACGUAGAUUAGAAAAAUGAUAUAUCAAAGAGAAUAGAAGAUACGCAUACAUUGAGUGCAGCGUUGAAGAUGAAAGUAGAGUCGGAGAAGAAAUUUGAAAAUUUUUUUACUAGUGGACAUAAUUAAGAAAAACAUCCAGACAUGAAGAAUAGAAGUGUUAUAGAGUAGCCAGGACAUAUAUUUGGCUGUUUCUACCGACAACAAUGGAGAAUUCGUAAUACUAACAUAUUUUUAGCCGGUAAGGGUAGAAUUGGUAAGCACAGAAAGAAUCCAGGUGGUCGUGGUAUGGCUGGUGGUCAACAUCACCACAGAACCAACUUAGAUAAAUACCAUCCAGGUUACUUCGGUAAGGUUGGUAUGAGAUACUUCCACAAACAAAGAAACCACUUCUGGAAGCCAGAAAUCAACUUAGACAAAUUAUGGACUUUAGUUGAUGAAGACAAGAAGGACGAAUACUUAAAGUCUUCCUCUGCUUCCGCUGCUCCAGUCAUUGACACCUUAGCCCACGGUUACGGUAAGGUCUUAGGUAAGGGUAGAUUACCACAAGUUCCAGUCAUCGUCAAGGCCAGAUUUGUUUCUGAAUUAGCUGAAGAAAAAAUCAGAGCUGUUGGUGGUGUUGUUGAAUUAGUUGCUUAA